Messenger RNA from Leptonychotes weddellii (Weddell seal), 393 nucleotides. The record is from RefSeq and is a predicted model, not a curated record. Lineage: Eukaryota; Metazoa; Chordata; Mammalia; Carnivora; Phocidae.
AAUAUGGCUACAGCACGGCGGCCGUGGCCUUGCUCACACUGGGCUCCAUGCUUGGGACGACGCUGAUUCUGUUCCACAGCUGUGAGGAGAACUACAAGCUGAUUUUACAGCUCUUUGUGGGGCUGGCCGUCGGGACACUUUCUGGGGAUGCUCUGCUCCACCUUAUCCCUCAGGUCCUUGGUUUACAUAAGCAGGAAGGCUCAGAGUUUGGACAUUUCCAUGAAAGCAAAGGCCAUAUUUGGAAACUGUUAGGAUUAAUUGCAGGCAUCUAUGGAUUUUUCUUGAUAGAAAAAUGCUUUAUUCUUCUGGUAUCACCAAAUACUGAGAAAGGCCCAGAAGAUUCACAGGCAGCUGAAAUUCCUGUAGGCAGUAUGACAGCCUCCGAAAGAAAAU